UCCAAUAGAGGACGACAAGGAGACAGAGAUCUGGCUUUGGCUAACGAAAUGCCGGCGGCCUGGGGUGAAAGGUCACCCAGGUAAAAAUAUGGCGGAACGUGGGGACGUCCGCGUGGUUCACCGAAGUGGCAGUAAAAUUAACUUCAGAGAACCUGUAAUAAGCAAUGAUUCAAGGUUCCUGUUGUGUGCCUCGGGAGAGUGUGUAAAGGUCUUCAGCAUCUCCACGGAAGAAUGUAUUCAUGACCUGAGGGGACACACAGACCUGGUAACUGGUGUCCAGCUCAAACCAUCCAACCACUUGCAGGCCUACUCCUGUUCAGCAGAUGGCACUAUUAGACUUUGGGACUUCACAGAUGGCAUCCUCAUGAAGACGUAUGUCGUCGGAUGGCCGAUUUACUCGAUGUACAUAUCUGCAAGCCACGAAGGGGUCAUCUUUGUUGUUACCCACAGUGACAAAAAAUCUGAGGUUUGUCAGCUGGUUGCAGUACACCUGCCACAGUGCGGGGAUCAGAUCGUGGAAGCCAGAGAACUCUCCGCAGUGAUGAGUAACAUCAGUUCCAACCCAGCAGCCAUCUCCUUCGGGAGACAGGGAGAAUAUUUAGCCUCAGCAAAAGAUUUGCAGCUGGACAUCUACUUCUUCAAGAAGGAAAAAACAUACAGUUUUUUCCUUAAAGAAGACAACAAGAAAGGAGGCAAGAACACCUUUACAUGCGUUACCUGUCACCCAAAAGACGACUGCAUUGCCACUGGUCAUGAAGAUGGCAAGAUCCGGCUCUGGAGAAAUUUUAACCACAAAAAAGAGUACACAUACUCCACCCUGCACUGGCACCACACUACUGUGAGCUCACUGGUCUUCACUCCAGAAGGCACCAACUUGCUGAGUGGAGGAGUGGAGUCGGUGCUCGUUCAGUGGCGAUACAACCAAGAGAGCCAGCGAGACUUCCUACCUCGGCUGGGUGCCGCCAUCACAUACAUUGCCGUCUCACCUGAUGGAGCGCUGUUCUGUACAUCACACAGUGACAACAAGAUCACUAUCAUCCAGAGCUGUGUUAAAGUGUCAGCUGUCAUCCAGGGUCUGGUCAAAGGUGAAAAUAUCAACACAGAUCUGAUGGUGGACCCACGAAGCAAAGCUUUGGUACUAAAUGGAAAACCAGGGCAUCUCCAGUUUUACUCCCCUCAGAGAGAUAAACUUCUGUACAACCUAGACAUUGUGCAGCAGGAGUACAUUCACCAAUCAGGCCUGGAGCAGUUUGAGGUAGUCAAAGCAGCAUUUGAUGGCUCCGGUAACUGGCUGGCAACAGUGGAAGAAAGAAAGCAGAGAGCCACCGAGCUGGAGCUUAAUUUAAAACUUUGGGCAUUUGACGAGCAAAUGCAAAGUUUUGUGCUGAACACGACCAUCUCGGAUCCCCACGAGGCAUGGAUUAAUGCCAUAUGCUUUGACCAGGCAGCCAGUAGUCAGACCACCAUGCUAGUCUCCACCAGCAGAGACGGAUAUUUCAAAGCCUGGCAGCUGGACGCAACAGCCCACACAGAGGAUGAAAAUCCUUCCUGGUCAUGUGAUUUUGUUGGAGCAUAUCACAGCCUGGCACCUGAACACUGCUGUUUCUCAGCUGACGGCUCUCUACUGGCUGUUAGCUUUCAGGAGGUGGUGACAUUGUGGAGCCCCACCUCCUGGGAGCUCCUGGUUACUCUGUCGCAACCACCAGGAGCUAUCAGGGAUCUUUGUUUUGGCCGAGGAAGCUGUUCCAAAUAUCUGCUUGGUUCCACUGCCAGUAACCAGCUCUGCUGCUGGAACCUUCUAACCUGCUCCUUGGAAUGGAGCACCUCCAUGGACAUCAGUCUUCUCCUGGCUGAUCCCCUCUCUGAGAACAUGGUUGUUUUUUGCUACCAAGAGGGAGCCACUGAUUUGUUUGUGUUCAAACCCUGCGAGCCUCGGCCACUGUUUUCCCACAAGGCUGUGUGCUCAGGGAAGGUGACCCGUGCCAUCUUCGCCCCAAGGGAGGUGAUGCUGGAAAGCAGUGUGGAAAGCAGCCAGUGGCUUAACCGUUCUCAGCUUUACUUCAUCACCGAAUACAUGGACCUACUUAUGUUUACCACCAAAGCAGAAGAGGAAAAACUAAUGGCUUCCAGCAAACAGUUUGUUAUUGAUGACACUGUUGCCAUGACACCAUUCUACCUGUUGCUUGGGAAACAUCAAGAUCUGCAACUGGAAAAUCAAGAGCCAGAAAGCAGUCUGUAUGCCGAGAGAACAGCUCUGCCUCAGAGCUCUGUUGCCAUAAAAGAGCUUUUGCAAACUCCAGCCCACGUCCUGCCAUCUACUUCUUUCCUUUGCUCACUCUUCGUACAGUCUCUGCUCAUCUCUGGCACUGAUACCAGCUUCAGAGGGGAAGAUAAACAACCAGAGGAGGAAAUGGAAAGGGAAAAAGAGGAAGAGGAUUCAGAUGGGGAAGUGGAAUCCAAAGUCUCAAGACCUGGACAGUUCGGGGGCCAGGAAGCAGAAAACGCUGUGCCCACGUUAACAAAGGCUCAGGUUAGAGAGCUACGGAGGAUGAAGAAACUUGACCACAGUUGGCUCUCAGGCCUCCUGGAUUCUUGAAAAAGACCAUAUACUCUCACGCCCCUACCUGCAAGUUUAUCCUGAAAAGUGGAAAAAAUAAACGCUGACAAAGUGUGUCAGCUCUAUGCGUUUAAACAAUCUCCCCAGUUUUUCCACAUUAUAACUCGAUAUAUCUACCAGAAGAUUCAUAUGUUGCCAUGUCAUUCCUGUGAAUCUUUUUCUCUUAUUUUCUUGUUGGAUAAUAAAUAUUUUUUACAAAGUGAGUUGUUUUUUUUGUUCCACUUGUUUUUAUCUGGACUUUGCCACAAAUGCGAAAGUAUACAACACAAAAUGACUUCCUCUUACUGUUUACUUGUUACAAUUAGUGCUGCGUUGUAAGCAUUUGCAAUUUUUUUGCUGUUCAGAGGUAGCAUUCUUUUUUAUGUGACCAUGCCACUACACAGCUCCAAAGGUUUCUAUGGCAAUUUUCCCGUAAGCCUUUGCACACAGUAAUGGCUGGCCAGGCAGGAAUGUGUUUGACUGGAUGUAAAUCGCUACAUGUUCAGCAUCCGGACAACCUCAGAAAUAUUUUUCCAUAAAUACACUGCUGUUACAC
Molecule: messenger RNA, 3152 nt
Organism: Menidia menidia (Atlantic silverside)
Lineage: Eukaryota; Metazoa; Chordata; Actinopteri; Atheriniformes; Atherinopsidae
Source: the annotation of a GenBank genome assembly